UUAAAAAUAAGUUUGUUUAUAACCUAGAUGUUGCCAUGGCCAUGGACGGAUUUUUUGUAACAAAACAUUCGUAAUUGAUCAAACAAGUACUUAAAUAUCACAAUAAUCAGUAACAUUAUAUAUCUAAUUAUCAAUUGAAUUAAUUAACUUUGAAUUAAUUGUUGCGAUAUUUUUUAGAGAUUUACAAAAAGUCAAAAAUAAAUAGGUAAUAAAUAUCUAGGAUAAAAUGUUCAAAAAUACAUUUCAAAGUGGGUUUUUAUCGAUUUUAUAUUCGAUUGGAAGUAAACCUCUACAAAUAUGGGACAAAAAAGUACGUAAUGGCCACAUAAAACGUAUUACCGACAACGAUAUUCAGAGUUUAGUACUUGAAAUACUUGGUAGUAAUGUAAGUACUACGUAUAUAACAUGCCCAGCUGACCCAAGAAAAACUCUGGGAAUAAAACUGCCGUUUUUAGUCAUGAUUAUCAAGAAUUUAAAAAAAUAUUUUACAUUUGAAGUUCAAGUAAUUGAUGACAAAAAUGUACGUAGAAGAUUUCGUGCGAGCAAUUAUCAGUCAACAACUCGCGUAAAACCUUUCAUAUGCACGAUGCCAAUGAGACUUGACGAUGGAUGGAAUCAAAUCCAAUUCAAUCUUGCAGACUUUACCCGCCGUGCUUACGGAACAAAUUAUGUCGAAACAUUACGUGUACAAAUCCACGCUAAUUGUCGUAUACGUCGUGUUUAUUUCUCUGAUAGACUGUAUUCCGAAGACGAAUUACCGGCAGAAUUUAAAUUAUUCUUGCCAAUACAAAAUAAAGCUAAAUGUUAA
Microplitis demolitor is the source of this 808-nucleotide messenger RNA. RefSeq names its product cilia- and flagella-associated protein 20 (gene Bug22). NCBI's taxonomy places the organism in Eukaryota, Metazoa, Arthropoda, Insecta, Hymenoptera, Braconidae. The coding region runs from base 227 to 808 and encodes 193 amino acids. The transcript is spliced from 3 exons. Gene Ontology annotation, biological process: cilium assembly; positive regulation of cell motility; regulation of cilium beat frequency involved in ciliary motility. Gene Ontology annotation, cellular component: motile cilium; ciliary basal body. The record is from RefSeq and is a predicted model, not a curated record.